This is a messenger RNA of Pterocles gutturalis (yellow-throated sandgrouse), 422 nucleotides long. RefSeq names its product signal sequence receptor, gamma (translocon-associated protein gamma) (gene SSR3). Gene Ontology annotation, biological process: SRP-dependent cotranslational protein targeting to membrane. Gene Ontology annotation, cellular component: endoplasmic reticulum; membrane. The record is from RefSeq and is a predicted model, not a curated record. The transcript is spliced from 4 exons. Lineage: Eukaryota; Metazoa; Chordata; Aves; Pterocliformes; Pteroclidae. The annotation marks the transcript as partial.
GGCUUUACUGGAGAAUAUGGCACAUGGAUCUUGUUCAGUCUGCAGUCCUGUAUAGCGUCAUGACCCUCAUCAGUACCUACCUAGUAGCUUUUGCAUAUAAGAAUGUCAAGUUUGUUCUCAAACACAAAGUAGCACAGAAAAGAGAAGAUGCUGUUUCCAAAGAAGUUACUCGUAAGCUGUCUGAGGCAGACAAUAGGAAGAUGUCACGGAAGGAGAAGGAUGAAAGAAUUCUGUGGAAGAAAAAUGAAGUUGCAGAUUAUGAAGCAACAACUUUUUCCAUCUUCUACAACAAUACUCUCUUUCUGGUCUUGGUCAUCAUUGCUUCAUUUUUUGUGCUGAAGAACUUCAACCCCACUGUGUAUCCUUUGUCUAUAAGUGCAUCGUCUGGACUGAUUGCUCUGCUAUCUACAGGAUCCAAGUAG